Menidia menidia (Atlantic silverside) is the source of this 801-nucleotide messenger RNA. The record is from the annotation of a GenBank genome assembly. Lineage: Eukaryota; Metazoa; Chordata; Actinopteri; Atheriniformes; Atherinopsidae.
AUGUGGUCAGCCACUGGUAACCAUGGCAACGGGUGGGCGUACGCCAACGUGGUCCUGUCCAACGCGAGCCCUUUCAGAGUGACCUUCCAGGCCGAGGUGGGCGGGGACAUGUGGACGGACAUCGCUCUGGACGACGUCUCGUACACCGCCGAGUGCACAACCGGGGGUCUGUAUAAAUUUACUCCCCCGACCUGCGCCGUGGACCAGUUCCAGUGCCUGUACUCGUUCCAGUGCAUCCCGGGCAGCUGGUGGUGCGAUGGGGAACCGGACUGCGGAGACCUGUCCGAUGAGGAGCGAUGCCCCUCGGCCAUGCCGGGGACUCUGCCCCCGCAGGGCGGGUGUCCGGGCGGGUUCUUCCGGUGCUCGGACCACCGCUGCCUACCGGCCAUUCUGCGCUGUGACGGAGUUCCCGACUGCCCCGAGGGAGAGGACGAGCACGGCUGCCCUCUGCUGCAGUGUGAACUGGGAGAACUGGUGUGUGAGAGCCCUCCCGGCUGCAUCCCAGCUCAGAGGCGCUGCGACCAGACUCCCGACUGCCUGCCCUUCCUCUCGGACGAGUCCAGCUGCCACGAGUGUCCCCCGGGGUUCUGCCUGGCUCGGGGAUCCUGCGUGGUGGAAAAACGUGGACCCGUUUGCACAGUGUCCCCCGGGGUUCUGCCUGGCUCGGGGAUCCUGCGUGGUGGAAAAACGUGGACCCGUUUGCACGUGACUGAACGCUGUGAGCGCCCCCUACAGGAGCCGAACAGACCACAAGAUCCGGGAGUUCAGCCUCAAACCAUCAAUGUCGUGCGCGUGGCCUGA